UGAUAUUUCAGAAAAGAAAAUGGAUCCUGAUCUAUACGACGAGUUUGGAAAUUAUGUUGGACCCGACCUUGAGUCCGAGGAAGACUCCAGCAGUGACGAAGAGAAGGACCGGGACGAGGAGGAGGCCAUGCAGGGGGACGAGGAGCAGGAUGAGGAGGACGAACCCUCAGCUCAGUCCAUGGCAAUAGUGCUCCACGAGGAUAAGAAGUAUUAUCCAACUGCCGGAGAAGUUUUCGGACCUGGUGUUGAGACAAUAGUCCAUGAGGAGGAUACCCAGCCUAUCACCAAACCUAUCAUUGAACCCGUGAAGAAGAACAAGUUCGAGCACGUUGAGCAGGAGCUGCCCAGGACUACUUACCAGAUAGAGUUCCUCGCUGAUCUCAUGGAUAACAGUAAUCUGAUUCGUAAUGUUGCUCUGGUGGGACAUCUUCAUCACGGGAAAACAUCCUUCGUUGAUUGUCUGAUGCAGCAAACCCAUCCUGAUCUUCAAUCUAAGGAUGACAAACCUGUCCGGUACACAGAUACUCUCUUUACAGAACAAGAACGUGGAGUUUCAAUCAAGGCCAUGCCUGUAUCCCUGGUCUGCCAGGACGUCAGGGACAAAUCCUUCCUUCUCAAUGUAUUCGAUACUCCCGGCCACGUCAACUUCUCCGACGAGGUGACCGCCAGUAUGCGCCUGGCGGACGGCGUAUGCGUGUUUAUCGACGCGGCGGAGGGUGUGAUGUUGAACACAGAGCGGGUGAUCAAGCAGGCGGUCCAGGAGAAGCUGGCGGUGACCGUGUGUAUCAACAAGAUAGAUCGACUUAUGCUGGAACUUAAACUUCCGCCCCAGGAUGCGUACUACAAGCUGCGUCAUAUAGUGGAGGAGGUUAACGGCCUCAUCAGCCUCUACUCGGAGGAUGAAUCUAUUCAAGUUCUAUCUCCAAUCCAAGGAAAUGUAUGUUUUGCUAGUUCCCAAUACGGAGCCUGCUUCACACUCAAAUCCUUCGCUGCUCUGUACAACUCUACCUACGGGAACAUCAACGUGAACGAGUUCGCUAGACGGCUCUGGGGGGACAUCUACUUCAACUCCAAGACGAGGAAGUUCUCUAAGAAACCUCCUCAUGGUUCCGCGCAGAGAAGCUUUGUUGAGUUUAUCCUUGAACCUCUCUACAAGCUGUUUGCUCAUGUUGUUGGAGAUGUUGAUACCUGUCUGCCAGGACUCUGUCAGGAGCUGGGAGUAAGGUUGACUAAGGAGGAGAGUAAGAUGAAUAUCCGACCUUUACUCCGUCUCAUCUGCUCCAGGUUCCUCGGGAACUUUACAGGGUUCACGGAUAUGUGUGUGGAACAUAUUCCUAGUCCUCUAGAUAAUGCUAAGAUGAAGGUUGAUCAGAUCUACAGCGGAACCAACGAAACGGAGAGGUACGAGGAUAUGGUGGCCUGUGACCAGGAUGGUCGACUCAUGGUACACACCACCAAACAGUACCCUACUGAGGAUACAACUUGUUUCCAUGUUCUCGGACGGGUUAUGAGCGGAACUCUGCAUUCAGGACAAGAGAUUCGUCUGUUGGGAGAGAACUACACAGUAUUUGACGAAGAAGACAGCAGAAGCCUUCGAGUUGGUCGUCUUUGGAUCUAUGAAGCUAGGUACAAAAUUGAAGUCAACCGUGUCCCCGCCGGUAACUGGGUUCUGAUCGAAGGAAUCGAUCAAGCAAUCGUCAAGACAUCGACCAUCACUGACUUGCAGGGCAACGAGGAGCUCUACAUCUUCCGCCCCUUGAAGUUUAACACCCAGUCCGUGAUAAAGAUUGCUGUAGAGCCUGUGAACCCCAGUGAGCUUCCGAAGAUGUUGGACGGUUUGAGAAAGGUAAACAAAUCUUAUCCCUUGCUCUCCACAAGGGUAGAGGAGUCAGGUGAGCAUGUGAUCCUGGGAACUGGAGAACUUUACCUCGACUGUGUUAUGCACGAUCUCAGAAAACUAUAUUCAGAGAUCGACAUCAAGGUUGCUGAUCCUGUCGUCUCCUUCUGCGAGACUGUGGUCGAAACUUCCAGUUUGAAAUGUUUCGCCGAGACCCCGAACAAGAAGAACAAGAUGACAAUGAUUGCUGAACCGUUGGAGAAGGGUUUAUCUGAGGAUAUUGAGAACGAGGUUGUAUCUAUCACGUGGAAUAAGAAGAGAUUAGGAGAAUUUUUCCAAACCAAAUAUGACUGGGAUUUACUUGCCGCAAGAUCUAUCUGGGCCUUUGGUCCUGAUGCAACCGGACCAAAUAUAUUGGUGGACGACACACUCCCCUCCGAGGUGGACAAGGGACUGCUAGGAUCCGUCAAGGAGAGUAUAGUUCAAGGUUUCCAGUGGGGUACUAGAGAAGGACCGUUAUGCGAGGAACCGAUCAGAAAUGUCAAGUUUAAGAUCCUCGACGCAGUGAUCGCCAACGAACCGAUUCAUCGCGGCGGUGGUCAGAUUAUCCCAACCUCAAGAAGGGUAGCAUACUCCGCCUUCCUCAUGGCUACACCUAGACUCAUGGAACCCUAUCUGUUUGUUGAGGUAUCCGCCCCGGCGGAUUGUGUAUCUGCUGUAUAUACCGUGCUCGCUAGACGGCGAGGUCACGUGACCCAAGAUGCUCCUGUACCUGGUUCCCCACUGUACAUCAUUAAGGCAUUUAUCCCCGCCAUCGACUCAUUCGGGUUUGAGACGGAUCUCCGAACCCAUACUCAGGGUCAAGCAUUCUGUUUAUCAGUAUUCCACCACUGGCAGAUUGUACCCGGAGAUCCCCUGGAUAAAUCCAUCACAAUCCGUCCCCUUGAACCCCAACCCGCCACAGCCCUAGCCAGGGAGUUCAUGGUGAAAACGAGGAGAAGGAAGGGUCUCUCUGAGGACGUCUCCAUCAACAAGUUCUUCGAUGAUCCUAUGUUGUUGGAGUUGGCCCGACAGGAUGUUAUGCUAAACUAUCCGAUGUAAAUACUUGCUCUCUCACAUGUCUCACGUUUACCUUGCAUUUUUGUUUCAGA
Messenger RNA from Eurytemora carolleeae, 2988 nucleotides. Its product is annotated as 116 kDa U5 small nuclear ribonucleoprotein component. Gene Ontology annotation, molecular function: U5 snRNA binding; GTP binding; translation elongation factor activity. Lineage: Eukaryota; Metazoa; Arthropoda; Copepoda; Calanoida; Temoridae. Gene Ontology annotation, biological process: mRNA splicing, via spliceosome. Bases 20 to 2938 code for a protein of 972 amino acids. Gene Ontology annotation, cellular component: U4/U6 x U5 tri-snRNP complex; U2-type catalytic step 2 spliceosome; cytosol. The record is from RefSeq and is a predicted model, not a curated record. The transcript has 10 exons.